CUUACAAAAAUGAAAAACAAAUGAGAUCAGUGCUUCUUUAGGCCCCCUAUGUAGUGACGCAACGGUGACCCCGCCCACGUGUUCCCCAGCAUGGCUCCUUCCUGGAGCUGGAAGCAGUGCAAAGGAAAUUCCACGCAAUCUCCCAUCCGUCUUGCAAACAGGAGAUCUGGGCUUCUUGUAGGGAUACCAUGGGCAUUAUUAGGCUGCUCUCAAACGCAAUGGCCCGGGUCGGCACAGUCCGAUAUUACCAGUUAGUGCUGGUUAUCGCAGCCGCGCUGGCUGUCGUUGCUUUUUAUAGUUUCGGAUCGGACCGGCACAAUUUUUCCAGCACUACUAAGCGUAUCAAAGAGACUCAUGCCAGCCACAACGCAAACAGUAACAACGGGGAUCUCUCCCCCGAUACCAACGGUGAGCAACGCGUUUCAAAAGCUGUAAGUGUGGGAGAAGCUGGCAGAACGAACACGGAUAGUGUUAACGCAGCUGCAAAGACAAGGACGCCGGAGGAGGGUCCGCGAUAUUUUCACGCGCUGAUGAUGUUCACCAAAGUGGACACGAGCCAGCAGCUGCAGCAGAAGUUCCAGGUUGCCAUGAGAUCGAUGCUGAAGCACGCCAGGUUUGAGGACGGGGAAGUCUUGACCCUGCAUUUUGUGAGCGACGAACCGAGCAGAGAGAUCGGGGAAAAGAUACUGGGAGACUUUCUGCAGGGCGCCACCUUCCGUUGUGAGUUGCAGAAUAUUGGCUCAGAACGAAAGAAUUAUCGAAAUGGCUUUCUCAAAAAAACAAAACAAGGUAACGUCAGUGUGGUAUGCUGUGAAUUUACACUUUUCAUGCCUGUAUUAAAGUUUUUCACUUGUAUAUCCUUCUCUGUAUUCUUGGUGUAAUGACUACAGAAAUGUGCCUCUUUGCAUUUGCUCACAACUAACCCCCCCCCAGGACAAUGUGUGACUUAGAUUAACUGGCACCAUUGUCAGUCUUUCCAGUCCAUUCUUGUUGUUAUCAGACCGAAAGCUUUGUUCUUGUCAGCUCCAUACCCGACACAUGUUGCUUACCCUGAACUCUUGAGCGGC
This is a messenger RNA of Polyodon spathula (Mississippi paddlefish), 1067 nucleotides long. Its product is annotated as xyloside xylosyltransferase 1-like. Gene Ontology annotation, molecular function: UDP-xylosyltransferase activity. The record is from RefSeq and is a predicted model, not a curated record. The transcript has 2 exons. NCBI's taxonomy places the organism in Eukaryota, Metazoa, Chordata, Actinopteri, Acipenseriformes, Polyodontidae. Bases 189 to 881 code for a protein of 230 amino acids.